Molecule: messenger RNA, 2007 nt
Organism: Rubroshorea leprosula
Lineage: Eukaryota; Viridiplantae; Streptophyta; Magnoliopsida; Malvales; Dipterocarpaceae
Source: the annotation of a GenBank genome assembly
CGUGUUCGUGUUCAACUCGCGUUUUUAAGCGGCAGACAAAAAAAGCCAAAAACAAAAAGAGAAUCUCAUACUUCCUUCUUCCCUGAUUAUUAUCGACGGCCAACGCCGCCUUCUUUCCACCCCCAUUCAAUUCUGUCUCUCUCGGGUUCUCCGUCUGUGAUUUUGGAUCUCGAUCGGUUCGGCGGUGGAGUUUUUUUCCUUUGGAUUUCAGUUCGUUGCUGGAGGGGAUUGAUUUCCGGGAAUUUCGCUUCUUUUGUGGAGAUUGAGAUUUUAUGAGAAAGAUUUGAGGAGAUUUUGUGUGAGUAGUUGAGGUGAUGAUGUUGACCGCAACAGUUGGUCUUUAAACUACUAUGGAACUUGUGCUUGCUUAUAGGACUACAAGAUGACGCUUUACAUUGGUCGCGAGGCUUCAAAGCUAUGGAAGAGAAUUUAUGCAGAGGCAAUCACAGAGAUCAAUUUACUUGUAGAGAAUUGGAAGUACCUUCUUGCCGGUCUCUUUUUGCAGUACAUUCAUGGUCUAGCUGCUCGUGGAGUUCAUUAUCUCCAUCGGCCAGGGCCAGUCCUUCAGGACCUAGGUUUCAUUCUUCUACCUGAGCUUGGGAAAGAUAAAGCCUACAUCAGUGAGACUUUGUUCACAUUUGUCUUCUUAUCAUUUGUCUUGUGGACUUUCCAUCCUUUCAUUGUCAAAAGCAAAAAGAUCUACACAGUAUUGGUGUGGUGCAGGGUUCUGGCAUUUUUAGUUGCUUCUCAGAUUCUUCGUAUUAUCACAUUUUAUUCUACUCAGCUUCCUGGUCCAAAUUAUCAUUGCCGAGAGGGUUCUAAACUUGCUAGGUUGCCACCACCAGAUAGUGCUCUUGAAGUCCUCUUAAUUAAUUUUCCUCGAGGCAUAAUUUAUGGUUGUGGUGACUUGAUUUUCUCAUCACACAUGAUCUUCACACUGGUUUUUGUCCGUACUUAUCAAAAGUAUGGCACACGAAGGUUUAUAAAGCAGCUUGCCUGGUUGAUAGCCAUAAUUCAAAGCUUCUUGAUUGUAGCAUCCCGCAAACAUUACACCGUUGAUAUAGUUGUUGCAUGGUAUACCGUUAAUUUAGUGGUAUUCUUCAUAGACCAUAAACUUCCAGAACUGCCUGACCGAUCUAAUGGAAAUUCACUUUUCUUGCUACCAUUGAGCACGAAAGAAAAGGAUGGUAGGACAAAAGAAGAGAACCACAAGCCCUUGAACGGGAAUGCUGGAGACCCUACGGAUCGGAGGCAGAGAACUCAAGUAAAUGGCAAGAUUCUGGAAGAUGUGAAUGGAGUCCAUGAUACUGCAAUGAAUGGUGCGUAGGUGAUGGACUUUGCUGCUAUGAUGGGAGGGGCUCUGGCUUAAUUCUGUAUGAUCUUCAAUUAAAGGCUUAUAUAAUUGCUUCGAAGACAGGUGAAACUUGAUUUGUAUUCUAAAGAAAAUAGAAUUCGAUGUUAUUCCGUUGUAUAUUUUGCAGUCCUCUCGUGUCUUAGAUUAAGAUCGUCAUCAAUCACCAAAUACUACAAAUCAUGGAAUUCUCCAUGUUAUGUUCCGUCAUUCACCCUGUUACCGUUCAUGGUGCCUUGCCUCCAUUAACUGGCUAUCUGAACCCCUCUCUUUUUUUUUUUCCCGUUUGAUGAAUACAAUCAUAUCUCAAGGCCGAAGGCUUUUGAGAACCAUAUUUCAAUGACUUUGAUCUGUAAAUGGAUUGCAUUUUACUGGAAAAUAAUGAGAGAGACACAAAAUAAAGGGUGCCAGUGCUACAGCUCUGGACUGGUGGUACAGGAACUUGUGCAACCUCUAGUCUACUGCAGGGAAGAGGGGAAGGGUCCUUUUCCUCUGUCACAAUUCACAAGCACAUGUUUCUUCAUCUUUGUACUGCAUAUUUUCUUGCCCAAAAACAGAUCAAAUGAUGCACCAUGCCACCAUCUGUAUAUUAGCAUUCUGCUUUUGUUGGUGGGGGAGGGACCAGUCUUCAUUGGAAAUGAAAAAGAUCAUGUGGA